This is a messenger RNA of Eruca vesicaria subsp. sativa (arugula), 1351 nucleotides long. The record is from the annotation of a GenBank genome assembly. NCBI's taxonomy places the organism in Eukaryota, Viridiplantae, Streptophyta, Magnoliopsida, Brassicales, Brassicaceae.
CGAAUCAAAUUAUUCUUUUCUUCUCUCUAUUUCUCAUCCUUAAUCAGUCACUUUUCUUCAUCAUCAUCUUAUUACUCAAUUUAUAAAAUAGCAAAACCCUAGAUCUGCUGUUCAAGCUUAAGACCGUACAGAUCAGGAGCUCAAAUCUCAACAGUGUAUUAUGAACACCGUACCUUGGAGAGAUGCAAACGAUGUUUUAGGCGGGACUAGGACAAGACGUGACGGAGAAGUAGAAAAAGAUUCAGAAGAAGCUGUCGUCGUAGCCACCAGUGGCAAACCCGUAAUUAAGAAGCUGCCAACCUCGAUUUCUUCAACUUCUUCGUGGAUGAAAUCGAAGGAUCCAAGGAUUGUUAGGGUUUCACGCGCGUUUGGAGGCAAAGACCGUCACAGCAAAGUGUGUACGUUGCGUGGUCUACGUGACAGACGCGUGAGAUUAUCAGUCCCCACGGCUAUCCAGCUCUAUGAUCUGCAAGAACGGCUCGGCCUUGACCAGCCUAGCAAAGCCGUUGACUGGUUGCUCAAUGCAGCCAAAGAGGAGAUCGAUGAGCUUCCUCCGUUACCCGUCUCGCCGGAAACUUUCAGUCUUUUCAACCAUCAUCAGUCAUUCUUGAAUCUUAGUCAACCACCGGGUCAAGAUCCGACCCAACUCGGAUUUAAAAUUAAUGGAUGUGUACAAGAGUCUAAUACUACUACUACUAGCCGUCAAGAAAAUAACAAUCAUCACAUUGGGUCUUAUGGAACCUAUCAAAACAUGGAACAUCAUCAUCAUCAACAACAUAUGAGUUUUCAGGCAGAUUAUCAUCAACAUAGUCUUGUCCCAUCUCAGUCACAGUUCUUGGUAUGCCCAGUGACGACAUCAUCAACAACUACUACUAUACAAUCUUUGUUUCCCUCAUCGUCAUCAUCAGCUGGUUCGAGGACUAUGGAGACAACAGAUCCGAGGCAAAUGGUAAGCCAUUUUCAAGUGCCAAUAAUGGGUAGUUCUUCAUCAUCAGCUUCAUCCCGAAACAUUUCGACUCUUUACUCCUUGUUGCAUGGUAGUAGUAGCAGCCCCAUGCCGUCGGUCCAAUUCAACCGGCCCAAGUAGAAGUGCUAAUCUAAUGUGAAAGUAGAUUAUGGAAACAUAUGUUUAAUGUGCUCACAAGUGAGGAGACACAAAACAAUAAUAACAUGGUACUUAGCAUUGUACCUUUUUCCUAACUUCUACACAAGUUAGCGUUGUAAUUGAUUUAUUACCAUGUGUGCCUGUGUUUGGAAAAUUUAUCAUCUACAUGUAGCUUCUUCGUAGGAUGUGAGACUCUGAGUACACACAAAACACAAACAUUACAUUUUAAUUUAUUUAGGGUUCUUU